GAGGCUUCCGCUUCCGGUUCUGACGGACGCUUCGGCCGUAACGAUGAUCGGGGACAUCCUGCUGUUCGGGACGCUGCUGAUGAACGCCGGGGCGGUGCUCAACUUUAAGCUGAAAAAGAAGGACACGCAGGGCUUUGGGGAGGAGUCGAGGGAGCCCAGCACAGGUGACAACAUCCGGGAGUUCCUACUGAGCCUUAGAUACUUCCGCAUCUUCAUCGCGCUGUGGAAUGUCUUCAUGAUGUUCUGCAUGAUCGUGCUGUUUGGCUCCUGAGCCCCAGAUAUACGCCUUCCCGGGAACCAGGAACCAGGAACCAGGAACCACCUUCCCAGAUGCCGGGUCUCCCUUCCUCCGUUCCUGAUGACUUCAAGAAUGGUUUUGACUGGAAAACCAGCGAUCUUCCCAGAAAGCCCAAGUUCGUGGUGGGUGGAAAAAAAUGUUCGCCAAGCUGCACACGGUUUCCCAGCCACGUCAUUGUUUUCUUUUCAAAGAUCUUUUCACUUUGGUCUCUCCUCUGAAAUGCUGACUACUUAAGGAGUUUGAGGAGGGCUUAUGGAAGGGGAAUGUGAUAACAUUGCAUUCCCUACGGAUAAAAGAACAUGUCUAGAUUGUUUUUUUAGAUUGGAAUUCCUCUUCCAAGCUUCCGCUAGAAACCCACUUCUGGAUAUUUCUCCGCUUAUUUUUAACAACCAUCCUUUUUGGUUCCAAUUACCCAAGUUUUGAAAAAAUCAUUUUUAUCCAGGGAUCUGAAACAGAAAGGUUGGCUUUUGAGUUUGAUGGAACCUCUUUACUGGACUGUAUUUACGAAUAACAAGCAAGUUCAUUGUUGCUGGGCCUGUGUCCAAAUUCCUUUCCUGUCUCGAUGGGCUCUGCUUGGCCACUCAGUGCAGCUAAGGUCAUCCCCAGGACUUUAAGGGUGAAGUAUUACCGAUUCCCAUGGAAGAGAGGUACAGAGCAGGCAGAUGUGGGUGUUAGGAGAAACUUCGCCUUGCCUUGAAGUCCUCUGUUAAAGUCACUUUUGGGGCCAUUAAUUGUAUCAUUUUCGGAACGAGGGUGCCGUCCAUGGGGGGUAUCAGGACCCAGUUCUCAAAGUUUGGAAUUCCGGGUCUGAUUUUCAAGUGAGUGAUUUCAAGGUUGAAAAACAAGGAGCCUCACUCGAGGAAAUCUAGCAUUUUGCACAGAAUCUUCAUUGAAAGGGAGGCCUUUUAUUGCCAAGACGAAAUGCCGGUGGUCAGCACCCAGAUCCUGCCGGUGUUUGAUUUGUUCGUUGUGGUUUUUGAAAUCCUGAUUUGUAGGUAAACCUGACGGGAGGAAGAAGUAACCAAGUAAACCUGUAGACUUGCAGAACUGAGUCGCAUUGAAAAUAAAGCUCAUUUC
Puma concolor (puma) is the source of this 1375-nucleotide messenger RNA. RefSeq names its product small integral membrane protein 7 (gene SMIM7). The record is from RefSeq and is a predicted model, not a curated record. NCBI's taxonomy places the organism in Eukaryota, Metazoa, Chordata, Mammalia, Carnivora, Felidae.